AGGAGGGAAAAAAAAAUCUUUAUGCUUCUCUCUUCGAGUUUUCAUUCCCAGUGUGAAGGAGUUUCGUCUCAAAGGAGAAUAGAUUCCGGUAGAGAAAGAUCAACUUGAAAGCAUGGCUUACGUUCUUACAGAGACAGCUGCUGGUUAUGCCCUUUUGAAGGCAGCUGACAAGAAAAUCUACAAGUCGCAGAGCCUCAUCACAGACUUGGACACCACCGAGAAGGUUCUCUCGCAGUUCAAGGUGUCAGCCUUCUCCAAGUUCAACUCUGCUGCUAAUGCGCUUGAGGAGGUGAACAGCGUGAUCGACGGUAAGGUUUCUGAUCAAUUGAAGUCGUUGUUGGAGGGCGUUAAAGGUGAUAAGAAGACAACGCUUGUUGUCUCUGAGACCAAGUUGGCAAAUGCCAUCAACAAGUUGGGCCUGAACUUGAACGUUGUUUCAGACGCUGUCACCUUAGACCUGUACAGAGCUGUUAGAGAGCACCUGCCAGAUCUCUUGCCAGGGUUGUCGGACUCGGAUUUGUCGAAGAUGUCUCUGGGUUUGGCGCACUCCAUCGGCCGUUUCAAACUCAAGUUCUCCGCUGACAAAGUCGACACCAUGAUCAUCCAGGCCAUUGCCCUUCUCGACGACUUGGACAAGGAGCUCAACACCUACGCUAUGAGAUGUAAAGAAUGGUACGGAUGGCACUUCCCUGAACUGGCAAAGAUCAUCACCGACUCUGUUGCCUACGCCAGAAUUAUCCUCACCAUGGGUGUCAGAUCCAACGCUGCUGAGACUGACUUGAGUGAGAUCUUGCCAGAAGAUGCUGAGGAAAGAGUCAAGACUGCUGCUGAAGUGUCUAUGGGUACUGAAAUCACAGAGAUUGAUCUUAUCAACAUCAAGGCUCUCGCUGAACAGAUUGUUGAAUUUGCAGCUUACAGAGAAAAGUUGUCCCAAUACCUCUCCUCAAGAAUGAGAGCCAUUGCUCCAAAUCUCACCCAAUUAGUCGGUGAACUUGUUGGUGCCAGAUUGAUCGCCCACUCUGGUUCCCUGAUCUCGUUGGCCAAGGCCCCAGCUUCCACCAUUCAAAUCCUCGGUGCUGAAAAGGCUCUCUUCAGAGCUCUGAAGACCAAACAUGAUACACCAAAGUACGGUCUGCUGUACCAUGCUUCCCUUGUUGGUCAAGCCUCCGGUAGAAACAAAGGUAAGAUUGCUAGAGUCCUCGCUGCAAAGGCUGCUGUAGCUCUCCGUUACGAUGCGCUUUCAGAAGACAGAGAUGACUCUGGUGAGAUUGGUCUUGAGGUUAGAGCCAAGGUUGAGUCCCGUCUCUCUGCUCUUGAGGGUAGAGAUUUGAGAACAACAUCCAAGGUUGUCCGUGAGCAGAAGAAGGUUGACAUCUCUGAGGCCCGUGCUUACAAUGCCGACGCCGACGCCGCUGCUGAGAUCACAAAGGCCGACUCUGACGAUGAAAGUGAUGAAGAGGAGGAGAAGAAGGAGAAGAAGGAAAAGAAAGAGAAGAAGGACAAGAAAGAGAAGAAGGACAAGAAGGACAAGAAGAGAAAGAGAGAGGAGGAUGAUGAGGAAGAAUCUGAGAAGAAGUCCAAGAAGGAGAAAAAGGAGAAGAAGGAGAAGAAGGAGAAGAAAGAAAAGAAGUCUAAGAAGUCCAAGGAUUAA
Williopsis jadinii is the source of this 1651-nucleotide messenger RNA. It is a transcript of the gene NOP58, whose product is annotated as RNA-processing protein NOP58. Gene Ontology annotation, cellular component: small-subunit processome; box C/D methylation guide snoRNP complex. NCBI's taxonomy places the organism in Eukaryota, Fungi, Ascomycota, Saccharomycetes, Phaffomycetales, Wickerhamomycetaceae. The transcript has a single exon. Gene Ontology annotation, molecular function: snoRNA binding. The coding region runs from base 113 to 1651 and encodes 512 amino acids. The record is from RefSeq and is a predicted model, not a curated record.